Hansenula ciferrii is the source of this 1122-nucleotide messenger RNA. It is a transcript of the gene CCE1, whose product is annotated as cruciform cutting endonuclease. Gene Ontology annotation, cellular component: mitochondrion. The record is from RefSeq and is a predicted model, not a curated record. Lineage: Eukaryota; Fungi; Ascomycota; Saccharomycetes; Phaffomycetales; Wickerhamomycetaceae. The transcript is spliced from 3 exons. The coding region runs from base 1 to 1122 and encodes 373 amino acids. Gene Ontology annotation, molecular function: Y-form DNA binding; flap-structured DNA binding; crossed form four-way junction DNA binding.
AUGAAUGUAAUUUACUUGGAAAGAGUGAAUGGCCUAGACUUGAAGAUGGCAACUCUAGAGAAACGUACUGUACUGGAACUCAAGAGGCUUUAUAUCACUGCUGCAAGGAAAUGUGAUUUGAUAUCAGCAAUUAAUACCAGCUUUCAAGAUAAAUCUAUAUUUCAGAGAGUACCCAUCAAUAAGAAAAAUUUCAACAUUAUCUCAAUCGAUAUGGGUAUUAGAAACUUUUCUUAUGCUAGACUUCAAUUAGAUAAAACAUUACCUUUAAAUAGACCACCAAUCAUCAAAGAAUGGACAAAGUUUGACGUUAAUAAUUGGGCUGAUGUAUCUCGGGAUGCAAGUUAUGAACCAACAAGAUAUGCACAUAUAAGUCAUAGAAUCAUAAAUGAAAUUAUAUUUGAUUCUAAUUAUGGUUCACCAGAUUUAAUAUUAAUUGAAAGACAACGUAUACGGUCUGGAAAAAGUAAAAACGUCUUAGAAUGGGUGUUCAGGGUCAACAUGUUUGAAAGUAUGUUACAUGCAUUAAUAUAUUCAAAGACACAGACCGAGAAGCUAGUAAGUGAUACAAUGAUCAUCCCAUCAAGUCCUUUGAAGAUGGGUAAAUUUUGGGAACCUUCAAGUGAUGGAAAAUUAAAGAAUAAAGAUUCAAAGAAGUUCAGAUUAAUCUUAGUGGAAAAUUGGUUAAAGAACUAUGUUAAUGGCCCGUCACCAGAUAUUCCUUUUGCAAUUUCACCAGGAUUGAUAGACUUCAAAGAACUCAACGCCACUAAAUCUAAAACUAAAUGGCUUUUCCAAACCAUCAUGAAGAACUCAAGGUUUAAUAUUGAACCUAAAGAUCCACAAGCUGCCAAAGAUGUUCAAAAAGGUGAUGAUUUGACUGAUUCUCUUUUACACUCAUUAGCCUGGCUGAAAUGGGAGAAACAGAAAAUGAUACUAAAGAUGGAAUUCAGAGAAUCAGUAGAAGCAGCUAUGAAGACUAGUGAAGAUAUGUAUGAGUCUCAUGUGAAAGAGAUGGAUCGUAUAUUAAAGAAAUCUGAAAUCAAGCCUGAGAUUGCGGAUAAACCAAAGAAAAAGCCUAGAAAAACUAAAACUAGGAAAUCCAGUACUGAAAAAACGGAUUAA